CGGGCGGCCGCUGUGAGUCGGACGGGAGCCGGUUCCCACAAUGCUGCUGCGCCCUGUUUGGAGAGCAGCUUGUACAAUGCGGCGGGGCUGAAAGCAAACCCUCCAAGUACUGGUUUUUUCUCCUUAAUGUAAGCGCAUUUUUUUUUAAACGCCGCUUCACUUUUGCAUUUGCAGAAGACGUAUCUUUUUAAGAAAAACCGCAAAGGAACAGACGCCUCCAGCGCACUCCGGAUUAUCCUCUCUGGUGUAUGUCCAACCACAUAACUGUUUGCUGGGGAGUGCCAGGAUUUUGACACAGUGAAAGCGAAGGAAUGGCGUAUGUUCCAAAGUCACGAUGGUGGUGAUGUUGCUUUUGGAUGUUGAAGUCAUGUGAGAAGAGAGAGGGAGGGAAAAGACCAGAUUACCUGCCACCACCUGCUCAUUGUGGUUCAUAAAUAUCUUUAUGAAGGUGGAAGGCAUAUUGGCGACUGCCAGUUCAGGAUGCUGAUGGCCACUGUCGAAGAUUACCAGUUUAACAGGCAUUUGCUGUGGUUGGUUGAGAACUUUCAUCAUCAUGGCAGUGGUACUUCCAGUGGGUACAGUGAGCUGAAGGCAAAUGCUGAAUGAUUCUGUUUGUUCAGCAACCUCAAGAGGAGAGAGAGACAGAAACACUCUUUGUGGAAGGAAAGAGCGAGAAAAUGAAAUUUCCAUUCUAUUGGUGUUGAGUUGUAAAUAGCUUAUGGAAAACAUAUAAAGCAAAAUACACAGUGAGCCUUGGGGCAGUGAAUGAGAUUAAAUUUCCUCGUCAUGGCUUCUGAUCAAACGUGAUUGAUUGUGAGAGGGUUUUUCCCCCUCUCCCACUUCUUUUUUAGUUAAAAAAAACUUGUUUCCCCCAACUCUAGCCAGUUUAUAUCAUGCUCCGGAACGGAGUUGUUGGGAAUGUAGGGCAGCCGUGCAUGCUACGAUGGUCCAAUCGCAUCCGGUUGACCUGGCUCAGUUUCACCCUCUUCAUCAUACUGGUGUUCUUCCCGCUGAUUGCCCAUUACUACCUGACCACCAUCGACAACCUCGAUGACUCCGGCCCUCGCAUUUUUGAGCCACGCUCAGGCAAUGCCCUGUGUGAGGUCAAGCACGUGCAAGAUCUGUGUCGCAUUCGGGAAUCAGUCAGCGAGGAACUGCUGCAGCUUGAGGCGAAGCGGCAGGAGCUCAACAGCGAAAUUGCCAAACUCAACCUGAAGAUUGAGUCCUGCAAGAAGAGCAUUGAGAAUGCCAAGCAGGACCUGCUGCAGCUCAAAAAUGUCAUCAGCCAAACUGAGCACUCGUACAAGGAACUGGUGGCACAGAACCAGCCAAAGCUCUCGCUGCCAAUCCGCUUGUUGCCAGAGAAAGACGAGACUAACUUCCCAUUGCCAAAGUCCCCCAACAGUUGCCGCUUGCACUCUUGCUUUGAUUACUCCCGGUGUCCGCUUACAUCAGGAUUUCCUGUUUACAUCUACCCACUGGAUCAGUACCAAUUCAGUGCUUUAAUUGAUCCAUUAAUCAAACAGGCAUUUCUGGCAACUGCUCGAACUAACACCUACAUUACAAACAAUCCUCAUGUUGCUUGUGUCUAUGUGGUCUUGAUUGGGGAGCUGCAGGGCCCUACAGUACUGAAAUCUACUGACCUUGAAAAGCAGUUGCACUCCCUCCCUUAUUGGCGGUCAGAUGGGCACAAUCAUCUUCUCAUCAACCUGUCUAGGAGAUCCCAGACACAGAACAUGCUCUACAAUGUCAGCACAGGCAGGGCUAUGGUUGCCCAGUCUACAUUCUAUGAUAUGCAGUAUCGUCCUGGCUUUGAUCUUAUCCCCUCGCCACUCAUCCAUGCCAUGUCCGAACCUAACUUCUUGGAGAUACCUCCCCAGGUUCCAGUCAAAAGAAAGUAUCUCUUCAGUUUUCAGGGCGAAAAGAUCGAGUCACUCAUGUCCAGCUUGCAGGAAGCCCGUUCCUUUGAGGAGGAGAUUGAGGGAAAUGCUCCAGCCGAUUACGAUGAUAGGAUCAUUGCUACCUUGAAGGCUGUCCAGGACAGUAAGUUAGACUUGGUUCUUGUAGAGUUCACCUGCAAAAACCAACCUCAGCCUGCCUUGCCUACGGAGUGGGCACUUUGUGGAGAGAGGGAUGACAGGUUAGAAUUGCUGAAACUUUCCACUUUUGUAUUAAUUAUAACACCAGGCAAUAGCCAUCUCAUUGCUUCCACUGGCUGUUCCAUGAGGCUUUUUGAAGCCUUGGAAGUUGGAGCCAUCCCAGUAAUCCUUGGGGAACAUGUGCAGUUGCCGUAUCAUGACACGAUACAUUGGAGUGAGGCAGCUCUAGUGGUGCCAAAGCCUCGCAUAACGGAAGUUCACUUCCUCCUGAGGAGCAUCUCUGACAGCGACCUCCUGAACAUGAGACAUCAAGGUCGUUUCCUAUGGGAGACUUACUUUUCCUCCUCGGAUAACGUGCUGAGCGCCAUCCUGUCCACCAUGCGAACCAGAAUACAAAUUCCUGCUGCUCCCAUCCCAGAAGAGCCCUCCAAGGAGAUCCCUCACAAGACAGGAAAGACUGCGGGCACUGAUCCCAACAUGGCGGACACUGGAGACCUAGACCUGGGACCCGUUGAGACUGAGCCACCAUAUGCCUCACCAAAAUACCUGCGGAACUUCACAGUGACCAUUCGAGACACUUACAGAGCCUGGAACACUGCCCCGGGACCAUUCCAUCUUUUUCCACAUACCCCAGUGGACCCCACGUUACCCUCUGAAGCCAAGUUCCUUGGGUCCGGGACCGGAUUUCGGCCUAUAGGUGCAGGAGCUGGAGGCUCUGGGAAAGAGUUCCAAGCUGCACUGGGCGGCAAUGUUCCUCGGGAACAGUUUACAGUUGUAAUGUUAACCUACGAGCGCGAAGAAGUCCUGAUGAACUCUUUGGAGAGACUGAAUGGCCUCCCUUACUUGAAUAAAGUUGUUGUAGUGUGGAAUUCUCCCAAGCCACCAUCUGAGGACCUUAUAUGGCCUGACAUUGGAGUGCCCAUUGUGGUUGUUCGUACAGAAAAGAAUAGUUUAAAUAAUCGUUUCUUACCCUGGGAUACUAUUGAAACGGAGGCAAUUCUUUCAAUUGAUGAUGAUGCCCACCUUCGCCAUGAUGAAAUUAUGUUUGGCUUUCGGGUUUGGCGGGAGGCCAGAGAUCGGAUUGUGGGUUUUCCUGGCAGGUACCAUGCUUGGGAUAUGACCCACCAGUCCUGGCUCUACAACUCCAAUUAUUCCUGUGAACUAUCCAUGGUGCUGACUGGCGCUGCCUUCUUUCACAAGUACUAUGCGUACCUCUACUCCUAUAUCAUGCCGCAGGCCAUUCGCGACAUGGUGGAUGAGUACAUUAAUUGUGAAGAUAUUGCCAUGAACUUCCUUGUCUCCCACAUCACCAGGAAACCACCUAUAAAGGUCACAUCACGCUGGACUUUCCGCUGCCCAGGAUGUCCUCAGGCUCUCUCGCAUGAUGACUCCCACUUCCAUGAAAGACAUAAGUGCAUCAACUUCUUUGUGAAGGUCUACGGGUACAUGCCGCUGCUCUACACCCAGUUCCGCGUGGACUCGGUCCUGUUCAAAACACGGCUGCCACACGACAAGACCAAGUGUUUCAAAUUUAUCUGAGGGACCUACUGAAUCCCAUUUGAGAGGGAAGGGACACCAAAAGUCAUUCCAUACCAUUUUCACCAUGAACACCUAACAGGAAGCAAGUUGGACAUUAUUUCAAAGAAAAAUCACCAAAUUCUCUUGCUGCAUUUUACUGUUAACUAGUAAUCAUAGGGUUGAUUUGAUUCUAAAUAACCUUCAUCAUAAAAGACUGAAGAGAGGAUAAUGAGCGAAGGUUUGCCAUUUGGAAAGUGUAACACGAUCCUAUUCGAAAUCCCAGAAAGAUGUAUGGAGGUUGUUUAUUGAGCUGGGGGAGUGAUUAUGGAUCAUGGACAGAGAUUGGAAGAGGUUGCUAGUCAGCUCAGAAAUAUUUCACCUUCAUCACCCUCUUCUGAAAACUGUCCUGUUCUCAGUGCAUCUCUCUCUUUGGAAUUUUUUGUUCUGUUUAACACCUGGGACAGCCUUCAUCAGGAAUAGACUGAGGCACUAUGAGGAGAGAAGGAGAUGUGUAAAUUGUACUAUCAUUUCCAUCACUUCUUCUCCCAACUUGCCCCUCCCCUCCUCCCUUCCACCCCCAUCCAUGUCCUGGGGACAUCAGUCAAUCACAGGUAUAGUCCAUAUCCUCACUGAAAUGAUAGUUGUGUCAGUUCACUGCCACACAGACAUAACACUGUUUCUUAAAGUAUUAAAUAUUGGGUUUUAUUUACAACAUUGUUUUCCUUUUAGUUCUUUUGCCAUUUUGUUUAUGUCUCAGGGUUCUUUUUGGAAUUGCUCAUUUUGUAUUUUAAAAUUAGCCUUUGAAAAGUGACAAGCUGAUGCUUUGAGCAGUGGCUGGUGGUGGAAAACAUUUGGGAUUUGUCCAAAGGUACAGGCUGGCAGGGGUGUGCAAUAGAUCAGUCACCAUCUAAUAGAAUGGCAGAACUUGUUGCCAAAUUCCCGUUGAAUCUGGGAGGUUUGGAAAGACCUGUUCUUCCCUCGUUUGUCAUCAAAGCACCAGAGGGUUACAGGUUUAACAUCUGGAGCAGUCAAGUUAACAUCUUGCAGAGCGGAAAUGAGAUGUGGAGCAGAUUUAAUCAGAUGGGACAUUUGACAAAGAAUGACUCCCCAGAAAACAUGUUGACUUGCAUUCCAUGAAAUCACUGCACAUCCGAGCAGGGGCAUUCUUGCUCUGGCUAUUACUUGGACAUUGAUCUGUAGAAGCCUCUUUGAGGAGGAAGAGUAUGGACAGUUUUGAAACCACGCUGCCUCAAAAAAGAAAUCAGAGCAUUUUUCCUCUGUUUAGCUGCUUGAAGAACUCGGAGCUCAGCUCAUGAUAUCGGAAGCCUGUGGUGAGUUUAUAAUAUUGCAAUCACUUCAGGAUACCCAACAUCCUUGUAUAUAUCUUUAUAAUAAAGGUCAUUGUAUCUAUCGUGUAA
Messenger RNA from Rhincodon typus (whale shark), 5035 nucleotides. RefSeq names its product exostosin-like glycosyltransferase 3 (gene extl3). Gene Ontology annotation, cellular component: membrane. The record is from RefSeq and is a predicted model, not a curated record. Gene Ontology annotation, molecular function: glycosyltransferase activity. NCBI's taxonomy places the organism in Eukaryota, Metazoa, Chordata, Chondrichthyes, Orectolobiformes, Rhincodontidae. The transcript has 7 exons. The coding region runs from base 894 to 3638 and encodes 914 amino acids.